GAUCCACGGAGUGGACAAUUCUGUAAUUUCGUCAAUUUCAAUCCCAGUUGACCGAGAUUCCGUGACGCAACUGUUUCAAUCUCCUAUUGGGUCCCACUCUCGGGUACAUCCAAGCCGAUCAUCAUGCUAAGGUACCCGAUAACUCCGACAAUCCAUCCGUCCAACUGCAAUCCUACUCAUCGAUCAUAUCCUCACGUGGCCUCCUCACUCCAAUACGAUUUCCUGGCACAGAUUCCACAGGACAAAUCCUUUCAUCCAAUCAAGCCUCUCCACGUGUCGUCCACAGGACGCGUAAAAAGACAUUACCCUCCUGCUUCUCGUCGCCGUGUUCACUCCCUCCAUUUCUCUCCCGAACGACGAAGUGAAACCGAAACGAUGGGCAACGAAAACCCAGCCGUUGAUUUCAAGCUCGUUGGAUUCUCAAACUUCGUCCGGUCCAAUCCCCGGUCGGACCGGUUCAAGGUCAAGCGGUUCCACCACAUCGAGUACUGGUGCGGAGACGCGACCAAUACGGCACGGCGUUUCUCUUGGGGACUCGGCAUGCCUCUGGUCGCCAAGUCCGACCUCUCCACUGGAAACCAAGUCCACGCCUCCUAUCUCCUCCGCUCCGGCGACCUCUGCUUCCUCUUCACCGCCCCUUACUCUCCCUCCAUCGCCUCCCUCUCUCAAUCCCCAAACUCGGCUUCCAUCCCCUCCUUCGACCACUCCGCCUGCCGGAGAUUCGCCGAUUCCCACGGCCUAGCCGUCCGUGCCGUCGCCAUCGAGGUCGAAGACGCCGAGCUCGCUUUCACCACCAGUGUCGCCCACGGCGCCAAACCCUCAUCCCCUCCUCUCUCCCUCGACGACCGCGUCGCUAUCGCCGAGGUCCAGCUCUACGGUGACGUCGUUCUGCGCUACGUCAGCUACAAGGAUCCUACCCGAAUCUCCGACCCGAACCCGGAUUCCUGGUUCCUUCCCGGGUUCGAGUCCGUCCCGUCCUCUUUUCCUUUGGAUUUCGGAAUCCGACGUUUGGACCAUGCUGUGGGUAACGUGCCGGAGCUGGGUCCGGCAGUCUCGUACGUGAAAGGGUUUACGGGGUUCCAUGAGUUCGCGGAGUUCACGGCGGAGGACGUGGGGACGAGCGAUAGCGGUCUGAACUCCGUGGUGCUGGCGAACAACGACGAGAUGGUGUUGCUGCCGCUGAACGAGCCGGUAUUCGGGACGAAGAGGAAGAGUCAGAUACAGACGUACUUGGAGCACAACGAAGGAGCUGGGCUGCAGCAUCUGGCAUUGGUGAGCGAGGACAUUUUCAGGACCCUGAGGGAGAUGAGGAGCCGAAGCUGGAUCGGAGGGUUCGAGUUCAUGCCAUCGCCGCCGCCGACGUACUACAAGAAUUUGAAGAACCGGGCCGGUGACGUGUUGACGGACGAGCAGAUAAAGGAAUGCGAGGAGCUUGGGAUCUUGGUGGACAGGGAUGAUCAGGGUACUCUGCUCCAGAUUUUCACCAAGCCUGUUGGAGAUAGGCCAACCAUAUUUAUAGAGAUUAUUCAGAGAGUGGGAUGUAUGCUCAAGGAUGAAGAAGGGAAAGUAUACCAAAAAGGAGGAUGUGGUGGAUUUGGGAAAGGUAACUUUUCUGAGCUCUUCAAAUCUAUUGAGGAGUAUGAGAAGACACUUGAAGCCAAACAAAAUGCGGAGUCAGAUGCCGCAUGAAUGAACAAAAUGUGCAGUCAGCUGCUGCAUGAGUGAACAAAGAAGUGUUAAAAUCUAAUUUAUAGACUAAUAAGGUAAUUGCUCAAACCAGACUCCUCAUAAUCUAUGAGGAUUGACCUCGAUGAUAGAUUAUAUUUCUGUGAAUAAUUAACUUUGUUAAUUGUGUAUGUACAAUGACCUCAACUUCAAAGAUAAAUUUGAUCAAAAUUUGUCUGUUGUUAUCGAUAAUCAAUACAACGUGGUUUUUUUUUUU
This is a messenger RNA of Ziziphus jujuba (common jujube), 1942 nucleotides long. RefSeq names its product 4-hydroxyphenylpyruvate dioxygenase. Bases 124 to 1689 code for a protein of 521 amino acids. NCBI's taxonomy places the organism in Eukaryota, Viridiplantae, Streptophyta, Magnoliopsida, Rosales, Rhamnaceae. Gene Ontology annotation, biological process: L-tyrosine catabolic process. The transcript has 2 exons. Gene Ontology annotation, molecular function: 4-hydroxyphenylpyruvate dioxygenase activity. The record is from RefSeq and is a predicted model, not a curated record.